ACAAACACAUCAUAUCCAAUCAUACCUCACCACCUUCAUCAUUUUUUUUUUCUUGAUAGCUUCUCAUUUGUUAUAAAAAUUUCAUAUCUUGAAAACUACUUACUUGCAUAUUACUGGUUCUUUUCUAUUUGAGGAUCUUACCCUUUUUUUUUGGUGUGCUGAGUUGGUAUUUUUUAUUUAAUUUUUUGUUGCUAAGGUAAAGAAAAGGGAGAAAGAACAGUUUAUUUAUUUUUGGAACCAGCUUUUCUGCUUGAUAAAUUAUUGACUCUCUCUCUCUGUUGUUUCCUAUUUGGGUUUUCACAUUCAUUGUGUUUGCCUUAUCCCUUUCUUCCUUCUCUUAACUUAUCUUUUCAUUUCUUUCCAAAUUUGGUUAAGCUCUUAUGUUGAAGCUGCAGAAAAAAAAUCAUUUUUUUAAGCAGUUUCUAACUUUCUAUUUUCUGGGUUAUUGCUAUUUACCUUAGUUCAAGUUUAAUAUCUAAUAGUAAAGUUCAUUGAAUUGAGAUUUUACAAGUUGUUUUAGUAUUUUCUUUUUAAACCAAAUAAAUAAGAUAUAAUAGUCUUCUUUAAAUUUGGAGAAUUUUCUCUCUUUUUUUUGUUGAUCAAGUUGGUCUUUUCUAGAUUCUUUAAAGAGUUAGCAGUGAAGAAUUUUCUCACUCAUAAAAAAAGGGUAUUCUGAUUCCUUUCAAAAAAAUUUGUGGUCGGUUUAUCCUUUCAUAUAAGGUUUUUUCUUUCAUUUUUGCUUUAUUUUCUUCUGUUUUCCCCUGUUUUCCUCUGUUUUUCUCACCAAGUUAUACUUUUUCGACUAAAUUCCUUGGGUUUAUAAUCAUAAACCGAGGUGAAUUAGCUCAAAUUUGAUUCUAUGCAACACUAGUUUGUUCUUUAAAAAGUUUGAUUCCAUGAAGUGGGAAAUGGAAAUUCUCCCUCCUGAAUCAUUCACUCAAAAUACUAAUUGGUGUAUAGAAGAGAACAUGAGUACAAAAUGGACACAUGAAGAGAACAAACUAUUUGAAAAUGCUCUUGCAGUUCAUGAUAAGGAUACACCAGAUAGGUGGCACAAAGUGGCUGAAAUGAUACCAGGAAAAACAGUUUGUGAUGUUAUGAGACAGUAUAAGGAAUUAGAAGUAGAUGUUUGUAAUAUAGAAGCUGGUUUGGUACCAGUUCCUGGAUAUAAUAAUACUCCUACUUUACCCUUUACUUUAGAUUGGGUCAACACUUCUGGAAAUGGAAAGAGAUCUUCUCUAGUUAGAGGUCCUGAGCAUGAAAGGAAGAAAGGUGUGCCUUGGACUGAAGAGGAACACAAAUUGUUUCUACUAGGUCUAAAGAAAUAUGGAAAAGGUGAUUGGCGAAAUAUUUCUCGCAAUUUCGUCAUCACUAGAACUCCAACUCAAGUUGCAAGUCAUGCUCAGAAAUAUUUCAUAAGGCAACUUUCAGGUGGCAAAGAUAAGAGAAGAGCUAGCAUUCAUGACAUAACAACAGUUAAUCUCUCAGAAACAAUUGGAACUUCUUCUUCAGAAGACACCAAUAAUAGAUCAACUUCACCACAAAAUUCUAUGUUGAUGCAGCCAACUUCUUCUACUACAACAAAUUUUCAUUGGAGGAAUAAUCAACCAAAUGUUAUGGCUUUCAAUCAUGGACAUGAACAAGCCUUCAUGGCUCCUCAUGGUGUUGAUUCCUAUGAGGUUAAAAUGGAAGACCAAGAUUUUCACAAGGGUACUAUUCAUGAGUCUUCUUAUCCACAUAACUUGGUUUUCCAAAUGCAACAUUCAUCACAACAUUAUUCUCAUGCAUAAAGAAUCAACGUAGUGAACAAAGAGCGCUUGAAUGAGAUGGUUUAGGUCUCUUUUAGAUUAAUUAGAGCACUUGGACUCAAAUCUAAAACUAAGAAGGCAGAAGCGUCAAAACUCUUGUGGGAGACAUUUGUCGCUCAUUAUAGUCCUACCCGACUCGAAUGGUUAGUGUCAAACAUUUACGCGCAGAAGAUAUUCAAUUUACACCCAAAUAGUGCUUAUAAUGUCUGAUUUUUUUCCAAGGUCUAUGUGAAUAUCUCACAUUAGAAUUUUGGUUAGUUUUUGUAUGUCAACUUGAAGGAAGUUACAAAUAAGUCUCACUUCCAAUAAGUCCCCAAUGUUUAUUUUUGGGUGGUUUCAUGAGAAGUUUAUAAUGGAAUUUCAACUUAAUACAGGCACUUUGAAAAUUUGAAAACCAGCAAGGCAUACAUGUGUGUGGAAGGUACUGAUACUGGUAUUAUAUUCAAAGCAAAUAAUUAUUUUUGAAGCCA
Messenger RNA from Cicer arietinum (chickpea), 2278 nucleotides. Its product is annotated as transcription factor DIVARICATA-like. The record is from RefSeq and is a predicted model, not a curated record. NCBI's taxonomy places the organism in Eukaryota, Viridiplantae, Streptophyta, Magnoliopsida, Fabales, Fabaceae. Gene Ontology annotation, molecular function: DNA binding.